AUGUGUGAUAUCUGGUUCACUACCUCUACACAAAUGUUCAUCAAUAAUUCUGUUGAUUCCACGACGGUGAGUAGUACUGCUGAUAGAGAAUUAUCUGAGAGAUUAAUUAUCAGAUCAGCUUCUCUAAUGCAUGAUAAUUCACAGUCAUCUGUUACUCCAACUCCAAUCGCAUUCAAUGUAAAUGAAAAUACACCUACAGGAACAAUUAUCGGUUAUAUACCUGAAUUAAUUUAUCCUACACCUCCAGCAAACAUAAAAUUCACUCUACCGCAAAAUACAUUUUUCGAAAUUGAUUAUAAAGGUGCCCUCCGUGUUAUUGGUGAAUUGGACAGAGAUGAUAAUCCAUAUUUAUGUCUUGAACCUGGUUAUCCACAACAUUGUAUAUGGAGUAGUUUUGCUAUCACAACUGAUGGUCAGUAUAUAGGAUUACGUAUUACUGUCAAUGAUUUAAACGACAACAUUCCUAAAUGGCCUCAAUCAUUUAUUUUGAUUAAUGUACAAGAAGAAAUUAAAACAAUACAAAAUUUUGAAUUACCUUUAGCUAGUGAUCCAGAUUAUGGCAUAAAUUCAAUACAAGAGUAUAAAUUGAAGACAGAUAUUAUGGAAUCGAAAUAUUUUAAGUUAAUUGUAGAAAAGAAUGGAAUGAAAAAUUUAAGUUUACAUAACGUUCAUUUAGUAUUAAGUGUUAUUGAAUCAUUGGAUCGUGAACGCCAAGCUUGGUAUAACUUAAGCCUUUUGGCCAUUGAUGGCAAUAAACCAUAUCAUACAGGUACAUUGAAAAUAACUGUUCAUAUAACUGAUGAAAAUGACCAUACACCAGUGUUCUCAAGUCAAGUGUAUCAUGCUGUAAUAUCUGAAGAUUUAGAAAUAGGAAGUCUGAUCUACUUAACUGAAAAUAAUCAAACUUCCAAUGUUAUUGACCCAUUAGAUAUUCUAAGCGAUGAUUCUUCAUCUAAACUUCAUCUCAAAAACCAGUUAUAUGCUACAGAUCCUGAUGAAGGUUUAAACGGCGAAAUCGAAUACCAUUACGCUGCUUCAACACCAAAGUCUGUCACUGAAAGUUUUGAAUUAGAUAAACAUACUGGACUACUAUAUAUCGCUAAAAGUCUAAACUACGAUAUUGGUCCAAAUGAAUGGAAUUUUCAAGUAAUUGCAUCAGAUAAAGGACGUCCAGCUAGGUCAAGUACAACUACUGUACAAAUCAGUUUGAACGAUGCAAAUACUCACGCACCAACAAUUAAAUCACGGAUACAAUUAUCAGAAAAUUAUAAAAAACACUUAUCUCGAUUGAAUAUAACUGUUGCAUCAAAUAGUGAUAAUAUGUUACACAUUCCAGAAAAUGCUCCACAUACGAAUGAUGCGCUAGUUGUUUUAACAGUAACCGAUCAGGAUACAGGGUCCGGUGGAUCUUUUGAGUGUGCAUUAAAACCAAGUGAUAUUAACACCAUUAAAAGUAACAUUUUAUCAAACGGACCAAGUUAUCAUGACCAUAGAGACUAUACUACCAAUCCACAAAUCACAGAGCGAUUCCUUUUAAAUUUCACGGGGAAACUACCAAAGUGGAAAAUAUACAAUAUAUAUGCGACUACAACAUUUGAUCGUGAACUUGAACAUACAUACCUGUUAAAUAUUAUAUGCAUUGAUGAGGGAACACCAAAAAUGACUUCCACAUAUACACUGACUGUGAUUAUUGAAGAUGAAAAUGAUAAUGCUCCAGAAUUCACUGAAAACCAGUAUGAAAUUCAUGUGACAGAAGAAAAUCCAUCGAACUCGACAGUUGGUAGAAUUGUAGCCAUUGAUAAAGAUGCUAAUCAAAAUGGAAAAGUUAACUAUAGAAUACAAUGGUCGUCAACUCAAUAUGAACAAUAUAAACACUUAUUCGUUUUAACAGAACAUGGAAAGUUAAUUGCAACAGAAAGUUUGGAUAGAGAACGUGUCCCAAAUGGAUAUAAAUUUACUGUAACUGCAUUUGAUUCAGGAAUACCAAGUUUAUCAACAACCACAAACGUUCAUGUUAUUUUGGACGAUAUUAAUGAUUGUAUACCAAGAUUUUCUCAAUCUGAAUAUAAUUUUACAAUAGAUGAGGAUCUGAUGCAAAAUUAUACUGGACCAAGAAUUAUUGGCAUGGUGGUUGCGACUGAUUGUGACAUUGGAUUAAACAGUAUGUUAAUCUAUUCUGUUCUUGAUCCUGGUUUACCAUUUGAAAUUAAUUCCCAUGGUAUUUUGAAAACAAACCGUCUUAUAGACCGAGAGUCCCAGUCAAUUUAUCAAUUUACCGUUUUGGCUACCGAUGGUGGCGUUCAGUCAGAAAAUAGAUAUUUACUGGAGAAUUAUCAGAUUGAUGAUUAUAAUGAAGGAACAUACGAAGUAUUAAAUGAUAAAGUAACGUCACAAGUUAAAAACAAGAUUCACACAUCUGCAGUCACUGUACGCAUUCUAGUCACAGAUCUUAAUGACAAUACUCCAAUUUUUGUGUACCCAAAUACAAGUGUAUUUAAGGUUCGACUUUCUGUACAUGAGAAAAAAGGAUUUAUAGUAACACGACUGGUAGCCAUUGAUAAAGAUUCAGGUAAAAAUGGUGAAAUACAUUACAGUUUGCUGAAAGGUGAUCCUAGACAUGUAUUCGGAUUACGCCAUGAUACAGGAGAGAUAAUUGUAACGAAUACUAUUCAAAAAUCUGAAGAUGUUUCUACAAUUCUAUCAAUUCAAGCAUCGGAUCGUGGAGUUCCACCAAAAACAAGUAAAAUAGAUGUUCAAAUAUUUAUAACUGACUCACCACCAAUCGGUAGAAGUCUUGGUACACUUGAUGAAUAUCAAUUGGCUAAUUUAAAAUCACUUGGCCUAAUCGGUAUCACUGAAGUGGAUAAUACUGGUGCUAUUGAAUUGAAUAAACUAAUCAUGAUGUGUAUUGUUGUGUCAACAACAAUAUUGUGUAUUAUAUUGAUUUUUACUAUUGCAGUGUUUGCUAAACGUACAACUUGUAAAAAUGUUUUCACCUCAGUAAAACAAUGUCGGUUGGUAAAAGACAGAAAGUCGAAAGGAAGAAAUAAUGUUCUUGAUGUUAUUCGUAAAGACAAUGAUGAUAAUAUUGAUCAGUCGAAUGGAUUUCAAGAAGUAAUGAAAAAUACUCAAGAAUUAAAUUCAAUUGAAUUCUGUGAUGUUUUACCUCAUCUACAAUCUGAUCAUUAUCAUGAAAAAGCACAGAAAAGUUCACUUAUUCUUAAAACACCAAAUACUCUCUCUAAUGCAAUCAAACUUGAUCAUUUACUUCAAUUUGUUAAAGAUAGUGAUAGUAAUAAUAAUAACGAUACUACUAAUAAUGAUAACAAUCAUUAUCAUAAUAACACCGAUGAAAAUAAUAUUACCGGAUCUACAUUAGCAAAUUUACACUGUGAUACUAUAAAUUCACCUGAUCAAAACAUCAGUUUAUCAUCCCAUAAAAAACAUAAUUUUAUUAAUAAUACAUUAUUUAUGGGACAUUUAGAAUGUAAUCGUUUAAUUACCACAGAAGUUAAUCGAGAAACUCGUGCUGAAAGUUUAUCGACAUCAGUUAUAAUUUCUUCUCCAUAUACUUCUUAUAAGCAGGAUGCAGUGAUGACUCUUCCUCGUGUAUGUGCUAUUCAUGGAGCUCCGGAGACUGCAAUGAAACUACUCGCUGUUCCAUUGAAUGAUUCAUCAUAUCUUGGUUGCUCUGAAACGCACAGAAAUCUUUGCGCUUCUCCAUUAAAUGACGCUCCUGUAAUUGACUCAGAUGUCGAUUCUGGACGUGGUGGCAGUGUAAAUAAUAUUGGUAGUUCACCGAACAGCGAACAAACUAAUCUACAUCAUCAUGUUCCCUUCCAUAAAACAGAUGCUACAGUAUACCCGGUUCACUAUCUCACUGGGAGUUUGAAUUUUAGUUUAAUUCCAGUAUCUGUUACUACAAGUUUAAAUAUGACUCCAUCUACAUCUUCCAAUCCACCAGUAUUAUUGCCUUUAUCCGAAGUACCGAAUGAUUCAUUAGAAUCAACUUUAUUAAAUUCCAAAAAAUAUUCCAAACUAACUGGGGAUAAAUUGAAAGUAACGUUUGCAGAAAAUCCUAAUGAGGAAGAUAUUUCAUCAGAAUUAAAUAGUUCAUUAAAUGGUACAAAACCUAUAAUUCAUUAUCCUACAGUUUCUCCUGAUCCGGUUAAAAAAGAUAAAGGUCCUUGGCGCCUUAUACAGUGUGCAUCAAAUAAUGUUAAAUUGUAG
This is a messenger RNA of Schistosoma turkestanicum, 4230 nucleotides long. The record is from the annotation of a GenBank genome assembly. NCBI's taxonomy places the organism in Eukaryota, Metazoa, Platyhelminthes, Trematoda, Strigeidida, Schistosomatidae.